AUGGCAGACGACUCCAAGAGCGGCAAGUCCAGAAGCAGCCGUGUCGCCAACUCCGUCAACGAGAAGGCUCAGGGAAUUCUCAAGGAAGAUCUCAACAAAGUCAAGGGGGUGGCAUAUCAAGCGCUCAAGAGCAAGGCGUAUCUAUAUCCGAUCAAGGCACGACCGUCUACCAAGUCUACCUUUGUGGCAACACAUCGUGGCUAA
Molecule: messenger RNA, 204 nt
Organism: Metarhizium acridum CQMa 102
Lineage: Eukaryota; Fungi; Ascomycota; Sordariomycetes; Hypocreales; Clavicipitaceae
Cellular component (GO): lipid droplet; prospore membrane; ascospore wall
Source: RefSeq, a predicted model, not a curated record